Peronospora belbahrii is the source of this 1176-nucleotide messenger RNA. The record is from the annotation of a GenBank genome assembly. Lineage: Eukaryota; Oomycota; Peronosporomycetes; Peronosporales; Peronosporaceae.
AUGUUGUUUGAUACUGGCGCCGAGAUAUCUAUUUUAGAUAUCGCCUUUGCUCCUAAGGUAGGCUGCCAGAUUGAUGAAAGUGAGCGCCAGGAAAUUGUUGGUAUCGGAAAAUAUGUAUAUACCACGGAAAGACGCACCCGUAUCAAGGUCACUCUAAAUGGGAACUUGGUAUACAUUUUUAAGGUGAGGGUGGGACCGAUGGUGGGUCAAAACGCAAUUUCAGGCAUGAAAUUCAUGGUCCCAGCCGGUAUUCGACUGGACCUGGCGGAUGGGACACUAUGUCUGCCCGAUGAUGUUCGAGUCCAGUUAGCAGGACGAAGGGCCCUGUACGAUAACCGGGUAUCAGACAUGAAGCUGGGUCGAUACGUGCAGAUACCGGCUGGGGUAAGAGGAAGUGCCUCUAAAACGGUCGACCUCGCACCAAUGGAAGUUGUGGGUCACAAGGGGAGAACGGUGGAUCAUGACCGUGAACCAAGGGGUAGGAAGUCGGAAGUUGCUGAAGGUAACGAAUAUCAGCGCCUAACCCCAGAUUUUGCACGAGGACACCAAGAAAGAUAUGCCGAGAGGUUAAAACUUGUCUAUGAAUCUACCACCGACCAGGUCGACUAUCAGGAAGACCUGACGGGGAAGGAUGAAGGACCAUUGGUGGAGGUGCCACAGUACAGUACUCCCAUUAGAAUACUUUCACGUCCAAGGAUACUUGUUUCUGUAAGGGCUAUGGCAUUCCAGCCGAAGGUCGACCAUGAAGAACCUCAGGUCGACCGGGUUGACCCUGAGGUCGACCAGGUAGACCUUGAGGUUGACCAAGUGGGUGGGGAACUCUGGGCCGAAGAUGUAGACCAAGGAUGGGCUAUCAUACCGGAGUUUGACCCUUUACAUACGAGUAUCAAACUGGAAGAUAAACAGAUUCCUGACUCUGACGGAAACACCCCAGAGGAGGUGGACCGACUGAGACAAAUUAUAUGGAGAAGGCGACAUCUACUCAGGGGAAAGGGCAACGCCUUACCACCGGCUUCUCGAGGAGCUAUCUGUGACAUUGAUGUGGGUAAUGCCAAGCCGAUUGCACAACGUGUACGGAAGGUUCCCCCCCAGUUCGAAGAAAAGCUGGCCGAUCUGAUCAAGGGACUAUUAUCUGCGAAGAUCAUCCAGCCUUCUACCUCGCCAUGGCCAUCCUAA